Molecule: messenger RNA, 990 nt
Organism: Orycteropus afer afer
Lineage: Eukaryota; Metazoa; Chordata; Mammalia; Tubulidentata; Orycteropodidae
Product: olfactory receptor 2K2
Exons: 1
Coding region: 7-990 (327 amino acids)
Biological process (GO): G protein-coupled receptor signaling pathway
Cellular component (GO): membrane
Molecular function (GO): olfactory receptor activity; G protein-coupled receptor activity
Source: RefSeq, a predicted model, not a curated record
AAGGAAAUGAAAGGAGAAAAUGUCACCAUUUGGACCUCUUUUGUCCUGGAGGGGUUUUCCAGAUAUCCAAAGUUAGAGCUAGCUCUCUUUGUCUUCAGCCUCGUAAUGUAUCUGAUAACCCUCUUGGGCAACAGCACUCUUAUUUUGAUCACUGUCUUAGAUUCCCGUCUUCAUACUCCCAUGUACUGGUUCCUUGGAAACCUCUCUUUCAUGGAUAUCUGUUACACAUCUGCUUCGAUUCCCACUUUGCUGGUGAACUUACUGUCAUCCCAGAAAACCAUUACCUUCUCGGGGUGUGCUGUCCAGAUGUAUCUGUCCCUUGCCAUGGGUUCCACGGAGUGCGUGCUCCUGGCUGUGAUGGCGUAUGACCGUUACGUGGCCAUUUGCAAUCCUCUGAGAUACCCCAGCAUCAUGAACAGGCAGGUCUGUGUGCAGAUGGCCUCUGUCUCCUGGGUGACAGGCUGCCUGACUGCUCUGCUGGAGACCAGCUUUGCCCUGCAGGUGCCCGUCUGUGGUAAUGUCGUUGAUCACUUCACCUGUGAAAUUCUGGCAGUGCUCAAAUUAGCUUGCACCAGCUCCCUGCUCCUGGACUUGGUCAUGCUGGUGAUCAGCGUGCUCCUCCUGCCCAUCCCAAUGCUCUUAAUUUGCGUUUCUUACGUCUUCAUCCUUUCCACUAUUCUGAGAAUCAGCUCAGCCGAGGGAAGAAGCAAAGCUUUUUCUACCUGUGGUGCCCACCUGACUGUGGUCAUUUUAUAUUACGGGGCUGCCCUCUCCAUGUACUUAAAACCUUCCUCAUCAAACUCACAAGAAAUAGACAAAAUCAUCUCAUUGCUUUACGGAGUGCUGACCCCUAUGUUGAACCCCAUGAUUUACAGUUUAAGAAACAAGGAAGUCAAAGAUGGUAUGAAAAAGUUGCUGGGCAACAUACCUUUGUAUCAAACGCAUGAAAAUCUCUUGACUGGGUGCCUUUUACCAGGGAUGGGUUCCUGA